AUGUCAACUUUUGAAGCCCUCCUUGAAGGACCUGCCCUUAAGGUCGCAACAACCAUGUAUAGAAAGCCAACACCUAUUCAGAAAGAAGUUAUUCCAGUUGUUCUUGCAGACCAUGACGUCGUUGCGAUGUCAAAAACAGGUUCUGGUAAGACAGCUUCUUUCUUAUUACCAAUUGUUCAAAAGCUUAAUGAACACUCAACUAUUACAGGUUGUCGUUGUCUCAUUAUCACACCAUCCAGAGAAUUGGCACUUCAGACCGGGCACUAUUUCCAGAAAUACGCGUCUCAAACAAACUUAAAAUGCGCACAAAUCAUUGGUGGUGAAGCUCUCCCACCUCAAUUCGAAAGUUUGACAAAGAAUCCUGAUGUUAUCAUCGCAACACCAGGUAGAUUACUUCAAAUCAUUGCAGAAACACAAUAUUCCCUUUCUCGUGUACAAAUCAUCGUCAUUGACGAGGCAGAUCUCCUCUUUGAGCAAGGUCUUGAACCACAAAUGACGGCCAUCCUCAAAUUGCUCCCAGAAAAGCAUCAAUCAUUGUUAUUCUCAGCUACGGUUCCAUCCGUUCUUGCUGAAUUCACACGUAUUAACCUCAGCCGUGCAACAGUUAUCAGAAUUGAUCAAUCAAAACUUCCAAAAACACUUACAGUUAACUUCCUUUUCGUUAAUCCAUAUUACAAACCAGCUUUACUUCUCCAAACUGUUACAGAAUACCGCAGAUCUCUUGUUUUCGUUGCCACAAGAUAUCAUGCUGAGUUUUUAAGCGCUUUCUUAAGGGACUCCAACCUCAAAAGCGCAGCCAUUUACGGAAACAUGGACCAAGACGAGCGCUCAUCCAGUCUUGCCGCCUUUUCAAGAGGAUCAUUACGUUGUUUAGUUGUCACAGACGUUGCAGCACGUGGUCUUGACAUUGAAGGCCUCGAAGCCGUUGUAAACUACGAUUUCCCAGAGCGUCCGAAGGUUUUCCUUCACAGAGCCGGUCGUUCAGGCCGUGCAGGUCUCAAAGGCGAAGUUGUUUCAUUUGUAACUCACGAUGAACUUCCUUAUUACGUAGGAGCGCGCGAAGCCUUGCAAGAGGAAGAGCCAUGGACAUUGAGAAGAGUGAUGCAGAGUGAAAUCAACGACCAACUGACAAUUUAUGAAGACGCUAUGAAGAGGAACUACGAUUUAACUGUUCUCAGGCAGUCAAUGGACAAUGGCGAGAAGAAAUACGUUAAAUCAAGGAAGAACGCAAAACCACAAUGGCUUACAAUGGCCAAAGAGAUCAUCAUUGAAGGCGGCGCUGAUUCCAUUGAAGAAAAAAUCAGAGCUUGGAGGCCAAGAGAAACAAUUUUCGAACAAGCGCCACAGAACAGUAAACAAGCGGAAGUCAUGCAGGCAUUCAGGUCAACAACAAAUAAUUUCAUCAAGUCUCGCUUCAACACAAAAGAAACUGAUGAACCACCUCUUGAUGAUGAUGAAUCAGAUAAAGAAAUUCAAAAUGAUGCUGAAAAAGUGACAGAAGAAAGAGUCAUUGAAGACAAGACUAAUGAUUCCAAGCCAGAAGUCAAGAAGAGGAAAGAGCAUGUAUCGAAGAAACCUAAGAAAGAAUACAAACCAGUCCAAUCCAAGUUCUUUUUAGGCUACAGACCACCUGAUGAUGAUGCAAACUCAAUUAGAGACGGAACGGCAUCAUCAUUAAUUGAUGCUGUUAUGGAUAUGGCUCCUGAUGAUAGAGAAGGCUUCAUGAAGAUGAAACAGCAGAGACAGAUGUACAAGAAGAACAUACAAUCAUCAACACAACAGAGAUUGCAGAGAGCAAUGGAGUCUAAAAACGCAACUCUCAUUAAAGCGGCUACUUCAAUGCUUACUGGCAAAUCUGUAAAGGGUGAGAAAUACCAGGAAUGGGUUUCAAUGUCUAAGGCAUCAAUCCAAGCACCUGGAGAAGAAGAAAGAGUCAUCAAAGGUUCAUUGAGAGUUCCAAGAUCCCAAAGAAAAGUUAAGUCAGAACUUAAGGACGCUAGAACAAUUGAAAGAGAAAGACUCAUCAAGCAAAAGCAUAAGCUGAAUGAUGCUGGUAAACACAAAGAAGCAAAGGCCCUCAAUGCAAAGAUUUUCGGGUAUAACAAAAAAUGA
Messenger RNA from Trichomonas vaginalis G3, 2112 nucleotides. RefSeq names its product RNA helicase family. NCBI's taxonomy places the organism in Eukaryota, Parabasalia, Trichomonadida, Trichomonadidae. The record is from RefSeq and is a predicted model, not a curated record. The transcript has a single exon. Gene Ontology annotation, molecular function: ATP binding; nucleic acid binding. Bases 1 to 2112 code for a protein of 703 amino acids.